GUGACGUGACGUAUAAUCUAGUGGACGGGACACCUCUUCGACAACGACAGCUAAUCAGUCACUUAGAUAGCUUGCUAGCCAACAAAUACGAACAUAUUUGAGCUAUUUAGACGUUUUCGGUGUAUAUUAAUCACUGUGUUUUAAACACACGUCUGUCGUAUCUACUAGUUACCCAUCCCAGCUUCAUAUUUACGUUGUCGGGUUGCUAACUGGUUAAAUUAGCAUUAGGCUAGUAGCUUAUGCUAACUAUCUAAAUUGGCUUUCUUAAUAACAUUCCGGACCAUGAGCUCACUAAACUACUCUCCCCCUGCAAAAGAAGAGGACGUCUGCUGGACUGAGAAACAGGGUCUGUGGCUUAAUAUUGUCGUGAAAGAAGAGGAGGAAGAGAAGGAUGUCACAGUGAAAGGCGAGGAAGAAGCUUCCAGAGUGAAAGCUGAGGAUCAGGAAGAGAUUACUGUCACAACGAAAGAGGAGGACGAGGAAGAAGAGUAUGAGACUGGAGAUCUGAUUAACACCACAGAGAGACCAGACUCAGCAGAGGAACCAGAGACUUCCGAACCAGCAAGACGACAUCACUGUUCCUACUGUGGAAAGAGCUUUAACCAGUUAGGGGACCUAAAGAAACAUGAGAGGAUACAUACAGGAGAGAAGCCUCACAAAUGCUCCCAGUGUGGACAGUGUUUUACCUGGUUACAGAAUCUAAAACAACAUCAAAUAAUACACACAGGCGAGAAGCCUUACCAAUGCUCUCAGUGUGAAAAGGCUUUUACCCGGUUAGCACAUCUGAAAGAACAUAAAAUAGUACACACGGGAGAAAAACCUUUUCACUGCUCUCAGUGUGAAAAGCGAUUUACCAAGUUAGGGAUCCUAAAACAGCACGAGAAGACGCACACAGAAGAAAAGCCCUACCAUUGCUCCCAGUGUGGAAAAAGAUUUUCCUUAGCAAAGUACCUGAAAGAGCAUGAAAAAAUACAUACAGGAGAAAAACCUGGAGAGAAGCUUUUCCUCUGCUCCCUGUGCGGAAAGAGUUUUACCCAGUCAACCCACCUGAAAUCCCACACAAGAACACACACGGGGGAGAAGCCUUAUCAAUGCUCCGUUUGUGGGAAGAGUUUUUCUCAAUCAAGUUGUCUGAAAAAACAUAAGAGAAUACACACCGGAGAGAAGCCUUACCACUGCUCCCUGUGCGGAAAGAAUUUUACCCGGUUAGAUUACCUGAAAUCACAUAACAGAACACACACAGUUGAGAAGCCUUUACACACAGUAGAGAUGCCUUUAAACACAGGAGAGAAGUCAUCAUUGUAAGUAAGAUUUUUUUUCUUAAUUAACUUGCCUGGUAAAAAAAGAUACAUGAAUAUGAAGAAUGUAGUAAUCUAGUAAUGUCUAGUAAUGUAGUUCAGUGAUGUUCAGAAUGAACCGUUUAUAUACUGUUUAUGCCAUUUGAUGAAAGUGUAGUUUGUAUUUUUAAAUCUCAAGACAUUGAAUAUGAAAUACAUUGGUUUGAUUGUAGACUACCAAUAUGUCAGUUUGAAUGUGUAUGCUCUCUGCGAUUACAUGGUCAGUUUUCAACUCCG
This is a messenger RNA of Oncorhynchus nerka (sockeye salmon), 1574 nucleotides long. Its product is annotated as gastrula zinc finger protein XlCGF17.1-like. The coding region runs from base 283 to 1305 and encodes 340 amino acids. NCBI's taxonomy places the organism in Eukaryota, Metazoa, Chordata, Actinopteri, Salmoniformes, Salmonidae. The transcript is spliced from 2 exons. The record is from RefSeq and is a predicted model, not a curated record.